GCACUAAGUUAACACAUCGUGGUUUUAAAUGGCUUUACAUACAAUAAAAAAAGCUUUAAAACGUGAUGUGUGCUGUUAUUGGUGCUGAUGUUGAGGGGUUGGGCUCAGUGACUCCACUGUCACAACCCAAAAGCGCACUGAUCCAUCACACAACAUCAGUUUAGGAAGAGCGAGCGGGCAAGGAUGCAGCAAAACUGGACUUUUACCCAGGGGACUGCUUAGAGAGCAGUUUUAUUAUUAUAUUUUUUCUUUUGGAUGGACAAUCACAUCCAAACAUAAUCGUGUUAGGAUAUGUGAGUGUUGCAGUGGAAAGGCAUGCAGCCAGAUGAGCAGAGCUAAGAGGAUUUAAUGCAGCUGGACACGAGCCACGCUGAGUAAAGAAGAAGAUUAUAUUGUUUUAAUCAAAUGCGAAGAAGUUUUUAUUGCUGGUCACUUUGAGUUUGGACUGUCGAGGAGUGAUAUUUGUCUUCAUCUCUUUAAGCACUACGAUAACUACACUGUAAGGAUGCUCACCGCACAGAGAUGUAUGGGUCCAACUCUACAGUAAAAGGCUUUUGUGUUUUUAGGAAUACUGACAGAAGACCUUGCCACGAGUCGACCUGAUCUUUACUAAGCCAGAUCUGGACUCAAAAAAACACAUGAAGAUGUGUCAGUGUUACUCUGCCCUGCUUAUGCUCUGCUUACACAUGGUGACAUGUGGAGCAGAGCUCAGAGCAGCUGUGUCUCCUCUGGGUUGGGAAGAGAGCGAUAAGGAGGAAAGUGUCUCUCCUUAUGGCUCUAGUUCAGGGUUUCUCAAAUCCCUGCGGCUUUUCUCCCACACGUCCCAAUCUAACAGCCAGAGCCGUGAAACUGCUCCGGAUCCCGGGGCACUGGAUCUGUGGGCUUGGUUAUCCAACCACACUGAUACCGAAGGAACCCUCUCGAGGGCCAAACGUCGCCCCUAUGUGAAAACGGGCAAGUUUAAGAAGAUGUUCGGCUGGGGCGACUUCCAUUCGAACAUUAAAACGGUCAAGCUAAACCUUCUCAUUACUGGGAAAAUCGUUGACCAUGGCAACGGAACCUUUAGCGUCUAUUUCCGCCACAACUCCACCGGCCUGGGCAACGUGUCCGUCAGCCUGGUCCCGCCCUCCAAGGCUGUCGAUUUUGAGAUCACUCAACAGGAGACCAUAGAGGUACCCAAAGACAAUAAGGCCUUCAAUUGUCGAGUGGAAUACGAGAAGACGGACCGCAGCAAGAGGACGUCCGUUUGUAGCGACUUCCCGAACAGGGUAUGUUUCCAGGAACAGACCCAAAGCCAUGUGUCUUGGCUUUGCUCCAAGCCCUUCAAGGUCAUCUGCAUCUACAUUGACUUCUUCAGUGCUGACUACAAGCUAGUACAGAAGGUCUGCCCAGACUACAACUACCACAGUGACACUCCCUAUACCUCUGUGGGAUAGCACAGCCUAGAUUGGAUGUGUUGAGGUAACUGAGGUGUCAUUUCAUUGUUACAGCCUCUCUAGCCUGUAGUUUCCUUCUUCUGUUCCAUAAAGAACCGGAUAAAUGGAAGCAAGGUCAGAUGAUUCUAUCUUGCUGGUCCUCCUAAGGCAGUCGAUGACAGGAAUAGUUCACCCAAAAAAAAAAUUUUCCACAGAAAAAAGUC
Messenger RNA from Sinocyclocheilus rhinocerous, 1639 nucleotides. Its product is annotated as neurexophilin-2-like. NCBI's taxonomy places the organism in Eukaryota, Metazoa, Chordata, Actinopteri, Cypriniformes, Cyprinidae. Gene Ontology annotation, molecular function: signaling receptor binding. The record is from RefSeq and is a predicted model, not a curated record. Bases 639 to 1436 code for a protein of 265 amino acids. The transcript has 3 exons.